Messenger RNA from Eruca vesicaria subsp. sativa (arugula), 988 nucleotides. Lineage: Eukaryota; Viridiplantae; Streptophyta; Magnoliopsida; Brassicales; Brassicaceae. The record is from the annotation of a GenBank genome assembly.
CAACAACAAAAAUCCAUGUAAAUGUACAUAUCUCUCUCCAAUGGAUGUUCAAAUUGAGAAGGUGAUUCAAGAACACGAACCAAUGGCUGAGACCAUGCCAAAUGUUAUAACGGCGAUGUCAUCUCUCCUACAAAGGGUUUCAGAGACGAACGACGACAUGAGCAGUCCGUUAUGGGAGCACCAGAGGAUCUCCUCUUUCAGUGCAUUGACCAGACCUUCUAUAUCGAUUAGAAGCUAUAUGGAGAGGAUCUUCAAGUACGCAAAUUGUAGCAACUCGUGUUACAUAGUCGCGUAUGUAUAUUUGGAUCGGUUCAUACAAAAGCAACCCUUUGUGCCUGUUGAUUCCUAUAAUGUCCAUAGGCUCAUUAUUACAAGCGUCUUGGUCUCUGCCAAAUUCAUGGAUGACAUGUGCUACAAUAACGCAUAUUAUGCAAAAAUUGGAGGAAUAACGACAGAGGAGAUGAACUUGUUAGAGCUGGAUUUUUUAUUUGGAAUUGGAUUCCAGCUAAAUGUGACGUUGUCUACUUACAACAAGUAUUGUUCUUCACUACAAAGAGAGAUGGUUAUAAGGACUAUGUACUCUCCUCUUUUAGAGUCUUCUUUCUUGACUUUCAAGAAUCUUCAAACGAGUUUGUAUGAGGAAGAUUCAUUAUCUAAUCAUCAGAAUAAGCAACUCACAACAGCUGUCUGAUACAUUAGAUUAUAUGUAAGCUUGUUUUGAAGAAAAUGUUACAACAUUUUUGAAAACUUCAAACUUUGUUUUUUUCAAAAAUUUCAUGGAAAUACAAUGAGAAGUGGUAACUUUUUGAAAUAAUGUACUAACAUGGGAACACCUAUAUUUACUGAGUUUUUUCACAUCUCAGAAAUAUGAAGUUUGUAUUUUGUAAUUAAUGUUUCAAGAACAAGAUAAAUUUGUUCAAAAGUAUACAGUACAUAUACAAAGUGGAUGUAUUUUUGCAAUUUUAAAUGUUUAGUUUACAGUUUUAUA